Adineta ricciae is the source of this 453-nucleotide messenger RNA. The record is from the annotation of a GenBank genome assembly. NCBI's taxonomy places the organism in Eukaryota, Metazoa, Rotifera, Eurotatoria, Adinetida, Adinetidae.
AUGCUUUGCCAUAAUUUACCUGGCGCAAAUAGACACCUGGCGGAGAAAUCCUAUUUGAAAGCUCAAGCGGACCAUAAGCGAAAUAUCAAAAAUGUGCGUAGUGUGUUGGAUCAAUCACCACCUGCAUCUCGUCCACAUUGUUCACAACGCAUUCGACAAAAACAAAUAAAAGAGCAAGAAUCAGCUCGAAUCAAACACGAAAAUGAACGUCUCUUAACGAAAAUUGUCAAAAAUGGAGCGUUCGUUGAUUGUCAUAAUCAUUAUGUUCCACUUAAUUUAAAUAAACAACAUCGUAAACAUCAACAACUUCAAUACGAGAGUGACUUUCAACGACUUCAACAACGUGUGAAUCAAGUUCAGGCAACGUAUUCCGCACGAGAAUAUGCCAAAGAUUAUGCAAAGACUCAAAUGAUUCAAAAACGCUUAAGUCGAUAUCCACCCACUAAGAAAUGA